AUGGACUUACACCGGUGGAUUUUACAGGACCUCAAAGACUUCGCUCGUCAGUCUGGCCUUGACGUCGUUUACUCCGAAACCGGUCGCGAAAUCGGGAGAGGAUUUGUUGAAUUCGAGACGGCCAAUGAUCUGAAGACUGCUGUCGAAAAACUUGACGGCCGAGAGUUCAAGGGAUCCAGAGUCAGUUGCAUUGCAGACAUCCAAGCGUACGAUGAUCGCUUCUCCCGUGAUCCCUACCGGUCUCGGUCACCACGCAGGAGCUACCCCCCCAUAGAUGAAUAUGACCGGAGGUUCCCUCCACCCCGUGGCUACAGCCCUCGUGCUCACUACCGCGAACGCUCUCCUAUUCCGCUCCGUCGGGACUACUACGAGCGUGACGGCUACGGUCGCCGUACUCCGCCACGCCCCAGGAUUGAUGACUACCCGCCUCCGCGUCGCCCCUAUGAUGACCCUUACCCUCCUGUUCCGCCUCGUUAUGAUGAUCCAUACAUGCAGCCAAGGCCAUACGGGCGCCCUCGGACUCCUCCCAGAGGCGAAUAUGUCCCCUAUGAUCGCCGUGGCUACUGGUAG
Molecule: messenger RNA, 570 nt
Organism: Aspergillus terreus NIH2624
Lineage: Eukaryota; Fungi; Ascomycota; Eurotiomycetes; Eurotiales; Aspergillaceae
Product: putative pre-RNA splicing factor Srp2
Exons: 3
Coding region: 1-570 (189 amino acids)
Cellular component (GO): cytoplasm; ribonucleoprotein complex; nucleus
Molecular function (GO): mRNA binding
Source: RefSeq, a predicted model, not a curated record